GAGAGCAAAAGUUGUUUUGUCAUUCUGCUGGCUGGUGUUUGGUUCGAAAUAUUCCGAAGUUUCACGUAUCCUGUCGAUAAUUCUGCCGGAAGUGCCAGCUCGCUCGAUUACCGGAAUCAGGCAAUAACCACAAUGCCGUCGGAAACAAGUACAACCAAGGUGAUUGUGCACCCACUGGUGCUACUCAGCGUUGUAGAUCAUUUCAACCGGAUGGGUAAGAUCGGCAAUCAGAAGCGAGUCGUCGGUGUACUGCUUGGCUGCUGGAAAGCCAAAGGCGUCCUGGAUGUGUCGAAUAGCUUUGCUGUUCCUUUCGACGAAGACGACAAAGAUAAAUCCGUCUGGUUCCUGGACCACGACUACUUGGAAAAUAUGUACGGCAUGUUUAAAAAGGUAAACGCUCGGGAACGCGUUGUCGGUUGGUAUCACACAGGACCAAAGCUGUGCCAGAACGACAUUGCCAUUAACGAGCUGAUCCGGCGCUACUGCCCCAACUCGGUGCUCGUCAUUAUCGAUGCAAAACCGAAAGAUUUAGGUCUACCAACGGAAGCGUACAUUGCCGUUGAGGAAGUGCACGAUGAUGGUACACCGACAUCAAAGACGUUCGAGCACGUCCCUAGCGAAAUCGGUGCGGAAGAAGCAGAGGAGGUCGGUGUUGAGCAUUUACUGCGGGAUAUCAAGGAUACUACGGUGGGAAGCUUAUCGCAGAAGAUCACUAACCAAUUGCUGGGCUUGAAAGGUUUGAACGCUCAACUGCGGGACAUUAAAAACUAUCUGCUGAAAGUGGGUAAUGGUCAACUGCCAAUUAAUCAUCCGAUCGUUUAUCAGCUGCAGGAUAUUCUGAACCUGCUGCCAGACAUUACGCAGGAUUCGUUUACCGAUACGCUGUAUGUCAAAACUAAUGACCAGAUGCUGGUGGUAUACCUGGCUUCUCUUGUGCGAUCGAUCAUAGCUUUGCAUAACUUAAUAAACAAUAAACUUACAAAUCGUGACGCCGAGGAGGGCAAAAAGGGAGAUGAUUCUAAGGAUAAAAAGGAUAGCAAAGAAAAAAGCGAGAAAGAAGGCGAAAAGGAGAAAAAGAAAGACGAAAAGGAAAAAAAAGAGGACAGCAAGGGAGAUAAGGCAAAGGAUGAAAAGAAAAAGUAGACUGUUUACGGAUGCUUUGGCUUGUAUGCUCUAUUCUUUUAAGAAGUAAUCUUAUAAUAAUAAAGAUUG
Messenger RNA from Sabethes cyaneus, 1212 nucleotides. RefSeq names its product 26S proteasome non-ATPase regulatory subunit 7 (gene Rpn8). The record is from RefSeq and is a predicted model, not a curated record. The coding region runs from base 133 to 1143 and encodes 336 amino acids. Gene Ontology annotation, biological process: proteasome-mediated ubiquitin-dependent protein catabolic process. Lineage: Eukaryota; Metazoa; Arthropoda; Insecta; Diptera; Culicidae. Gene Ontology annotation, cellular component: proteasome complex; proteasome regulatory particle. The transcript has 2 exons. Gene Ontology annotation, molecular function: metallopeptidase activity; protein binding.